Exophiala xenobiotica is the source of this 2490-nucleotide messenger RNA. RefSeq lists its product as uncharacterized. The transcript is spliced from 6 exons. Lineage: Eukaryota; Fungi; Ascomycota; Eurotiomycetes; Chaetothyriales; Herpotrichiellaceae. Gene Ontology annotation, molecular function: transmembrane transporter activity; RNA binding. Gene Ontology annotation, biological process: transmembrane transport. The record is from RefSeq and is a predicted model, not a curated record. Bases 1 to 2490 code for a protein of 829 amino acids. Gene Ontology annotation, cellular component: membrane.
AUGGGCAGGCCAGGCGAGAAGGACAUUGCUGCUUCGGUGGUGCCGGAGUUCGCUCAACCCUGGGACAAGCAGGUUGAGAGGCGACUCGUCCGCAAAAUCGACCUCAUCAUCAUACCUUUCAUGUGGUUCGGAUACGGUCUGGUCUAUUAUGACAAAGCCAUUCUUGGAGGUGCGACUGUCUUUGGGAUGUCCACGGACCUGAAGUUGAAAGUCGUCACUGAUCCCACCACUACUCCACCGAAAGUCUCGACGACCCGUCUGAGCUGGGCGACGUCUCUGUUCUACUUCGGUAUGCUUGCCGGCGUCGUCCCGCUGACAUACCUCUUCCAGAGGUUUCACCUCGGUCGCACGAUAGGCCUUGCCGUGAUAGCAUGGGGCGCGAUCGCGAUGUCCACAGCAGGCGUGCACGACUACAAAGGCCUGUGGGCCCAGAGAUUCUUCUUGGGUUUUGCGGAAAGUAUCAUGCCUACCGCGUUUAUGAUCAUCGUAAGCGGCUAUUAUACGCAGGCCGAGCAGACCUGGCGGCAAUGCAUUUGGUACUCCGCAACGGGCGGAUGGACAAUUCUCGGAGCACUUAUCAAUUAUGGCUUUGCGCAUAUCACUGGCGGUGAUCUCAAGAAGUGGCAAUACCUGUAUCUGAUGGCUGGAGCACUGACGGUCGUGUACGGAGCACUGUUCCUCUUCUUUCCAAACUCGCCUGCGCAGGCAUGGUGGUUUACAGAAGAAGAAAAACGUGUCGCCGUUGAGCGGCUUCGCAUGAGUCAGACCGGUGUACGUUGUCAGAAGAUCAAGUGGUCGCAGUUCAGAGAGGCUUGCCUCGAUGCGAAGGUCUGGAUGAUUGCGAUUAUGAUGGGCGCCGCUUACACGGUGAAUGGCGCGGUGUCAGGGUUCGGCCCACUCAUUGUGUCUACGUUUGGCUGGUCAGCUUACGACUCAUUGCUCUGGCAGAUGCCACUAGGCGGAGUCUGUCUCGUUGGGAUUCUGCUUGUGGGAUAUCUCAGUCUCAAGGUGUCCAACCUCCGUUUGAUCAUGCUAAUCGCCUGUUGUUUGCCCGUCAUCGCAGGAUGUGCAAUGAUCUGGAAAAGCACCUGGUACGAGCACGCAGCUACUCCGAUCGCCGGAUAUACGAUCAUCGGUUUCUUCGCUCCAGUGACGAGCUUGAUAGUAUCGAUGGGCAUGUCGAAUGUGGCAGGCAACACGAAGAAGUCCUUCAUGGCUGCAGCUAUCUUUGUCUUCUACACUGUUGGAAAUAUCUCUGGACCCUUUUGGAUCAAGAGCGAAACUGUCGGUCAACAUUAUCCAAGGUUGUGGGAAGGUAUUAUCGGUUGUUAUGCCUUGGUGAUUGUCCUGGCUAUUGUGCUGUAUGUCAUGUUGAUGACCGAAAAUCGAAGAAGGAAUCGGCUCAAUCUGGAGAAAAAGGAGGCAGAGAGAGUUGCAUUCGACGACUUGACGGACAAGGAGAACUUGCACUUCAGAUAUGUGUUUGCAUUCCGUCGCUGCGCAUCGCGGCUGCUCUCUUCCCGGCCCACCGCAUUCGUUUCUGCUUCUCGAACAUACUCUUCCCUUACAACUUCUCCCCUGAGAUCCAGCAGAACGAUCCCAGCCUUCCAAUCUCAACGGAGAUGGGCGACAACAGAAAGCGAGAAGCCCGCUAUUUCCAAGGAGGCAUCAUCUGUGGAAGAAGUUGAAAAUACCACCGAAGCUGCAGAAGCCAACCUUGCUCCAAGCGACAAUGCUCCUCCCAUCGCGGAGCCUGCAAAUGCCACAGAAGCCACCGAGGAGGCCCUUCCGGCUGCGGAGACCAACGAACGGUUCGCCGCAGAGACGGACUCGCCGGGCUAUACCAUGAAUACUGGCGCCUCAAGAACGACAGCCGAUCACUUAUUUGAUCGAAAGAGGACCCUCUACAUCGGAAACCUGUUCUUUGAUGUUACUGAGACCGAUCUUGUGAAGGAAUUCGCACGCUUCGGAAGUGUCACGAAGUGCAAGAUUGUUCGCGACUCUCGGGGCUUGAGCAAAGGUUUUGCUUACAUUGAUUACUCCUCGCAAGAAGCUGCAGAUACCGCAAUGGAACGUCUCAACAUGCAGUUGUUCGAAGGUCGUCGCAUCACAGUCCAAUACGCUGCCCGCAAUUCAUCUCCAGCAGAUCCCGAAAGUCGUCACAGCCGCCAACAACAACAUCAACCGAGGAACCCUCCUUCAAGAACUCUCUUCAUCGGCAAUAUGUCCUUUGAAAUGACUGACCGAGAUCUUAGCAACCUCUUCCGUGGCAUCAGAAAUGUCAUUGAUGUCCGUGUUGCUAUUGAUCGUCGCACCGGUCAACCAAGAGGCUUUGCGCACGCUGACUUUAUCGAUGUCAAGAGCGCUAUGGACGCAAUGAAGUUGUUGGCAGAGAAGGAGAUCUAUGGUCGAAAACUGAGAGUUGAUUACUCGUUCAGUUCGGCGAGCAGGGCGCCACGGAAUGAGCCCGACGAACCCGCUCCGCAGUAG